This is a messenger RNA of Ochlerotatus camptorhynchus, 3396 nucleotides long. It is a transcript of the gene Ras85D, whose product is annotated as ras-like protein 1. The transcript has 4 exons. The coding region runs from base 1173 to 1745 and encodes 190 amino acids. Gene Ontology annotation, molecular function: GTP binding; GDP binding; GTPase activity. Gene Ontology annotation, biological process: Ras protein signal transduction; epidermal growth factor receptor signaling pathway. Gene Ontology annotation, cellular component: plasma membrane. Lineage: Eukaryota; Metazoa; Arthropoda; Insecta; Diptera; Culicidae. The record is from RefSeq and is a predicted model, not a curated record.
AUGGUAGAACGAAGAAUCAGUGAAACUUUUCGAUCAGAUAACGAUUGCCAGAAAGUGAAAAUUCACUUCUAAUUUUUCAUCGAAACUUCUCGGAGUACAAAUUCAUGUUCCGCUUAGUAGUGAAAUUCAAUUUUCACGGAAAAAGUGCGUCGUGUGCAAACUAGAAGUGCAGCAAAUACAGUGCCUGUGUGGAGGCUACGCGCUGGCCGGAAAAUUUUCUGUCGGGCUCGGGCAUCGCCGUCGCGAAGGAAGCACAUAAAGUGAACAAGUGAAUUUGAAUGUUUUUUAUUCUUAGCCGUCUACCAAUCGGUUCUAGUAUUCGUAAUUCUGGUAGAUCUCUAAGCCUCUUUCGCAAAUUAGUCAUUACUAGCUAAUAUGGUUGUUUGUGGUCCAGAUUUGGGAUGAGUCAUUCCGAGAAAAGAAGGUUGUAAUCGAAAAAGUGUUCCCUGGCGAGAUGGACCAAACUGGUCUUCGCCGUCUGUAAAGACAGUCGCAAAGAAAAAAAAAGUGUUCCCUAGCGGUGGCUACUCGACGGAUUUGAGCAAUCAUAAACUCCAGCCAGUGACAACGUAAAUGAGUGGAAAACAAAGUAGACAUUUUGAGGCAGUAGUUGUGUGAAGGCCGAAAAAUUCUGUUUUAUUUUUGGUGAAAAAGAAAGGUUUUCAGUUUUUAAUUCUCCCCUCAGCUAAGACGGUGUCACAUUGCAUUUUUUUUUUUUUCUAUUUGAUUAUUUUGGCAAACUGUUAAGUAAUUAACUACUCCUUCCUACUCGCGACCUCGUAUGACAGACAGAGAUACAUUGGCUGUCCGGAUAGGAUUGUGUUCUCAAGUCUGUGUGAGUGCGUGCAGUAUUCGACGAGGAGCGUCCGGGAUUAAUCAAACACACAAAAAGAGAAACCAAGAGUACGAAAAGACGGGCGUGCACAUAAUCAACAUCAUCAAAAGAGAACAAGAGUAGUUAUUCCAACAAUAACAACAGCAACGACUAAAACGACGACGACGGCCGCGAGUGUGGAGAAAGGUUCUUUAUUCCGCUGCUACGAUCAAAGCUUCGAUCAACAUCUGAAGUGUAUGUUGUACAUUGAAUAGCAGCAACAAGCUUUGCUGUUUCUUGGCACAGGGGGAACGUUCGAUUCCUUCAACAACAGCAGUAGCUAGUAACAACAAUAACAAUGACGGAAUACAAACUGGUAGUGGUCGGCGCUGGAGGCGUUGGCAAAUCUGCACUCACGAUACAGCUCAUCCAAAAUCAUUUUGUGGACGAAUACGAUCCAACCAUCGAAGAUUCUUAUAGGAAGCAGGUGGUGAUUGAUGGCGAAACAUGCUUGUUAGAUAUUCUGGAUACAGCAGGUCAAGAAGAAUACUCGGCUAUGCGUGAUCAGUAUAUGAGAACCGGUGAAGGCUUCUUGCUUGUAUUUGCGGUGAAUAGUGCCAAAAGUUUCGAAGAUAUAGGAACCUACCGAGAGCAAAUCAAACGCGUCAAAGAUGCUGAAGAAGUCCCCAUGGUGCUUGUCGGUAACAAGUGUGAUCUGCAGGCGUGGGCCGUAGAUAUGAAUCAAGCGAGAGAUGUGGCCAAACAGUACGGUGUUCCAUUUGUUGAAACGUCCGCCAAGACCAGAAUGGGGGUCGAUGAUGCCUUCUACACGCUCGUUCGAGAGAUCCGCAAGGACAAGGAAAGAGGGAAAAAGAACCGAAACAACAAAAAAUUUGGUUCAAGUCGUCGGUUCAAAUGUCGACUGCUGUAAUUUCGUUUAAGAGAAUCGAACGCUGCCCGCUAUUUUACUUUUACAAUUACACUGUCUAUGCAUGGGAAAGUAUGUGAACCUUUCUACAACCGCACAACUAAGCAACACUCAAUAUGUGUUGAUGAUCGUUCCCUUUACCAAUCUGCAAAAAUCACCACAAAGAAGAUACAAAAUCUACAUUUAUCCGCAAUAUGAAAUUUUUUACUAUUGUUGUACCAGAACUAUCCGUAGUCUUGUUGAAGCGCUUUAAAUGCGGAUUGGAAUACAGGAAAUCAGUAAACGACCACAGCGAGGAAACAAAAUAAGAAACGAUUCAACUAAAAUGGCAACCAAUUAGCUUUAGGAGAAAAUUACGAAAAUCUUUUAAAUUUUUUUAUUUUUUUUUUGUUUUAUCAUGCAAUGUAUUUUUUUUUAAAUUCUACUCUUUUAUCUCAGUGCUAUCUAUUAUGCUUGUAAUAAAACAAUAACCAUAAUAAGGUAACUAGUAGCUGGAAUUUGUUCUUAUCCAGAAUGCAAUGUCUGAAUUUGAGUAAGUAGCAUUUAACUAACGUUGACAACGCCUUGGCGGAAAAGAACCUUUUUCACGAACACAAUACAAAAGAAUGAAUUCUUCGUCUACUUAUAACAAAGUGCAUGUGUCUGGAAAAUUUCUAAAAAAAAGUAAACAAUAAUCCAUUUUGUAAUCGAAUGUAAUCAAUCAACUAGGGAAAAAAGCGGUCCGAGGUAUGUUCAAUUAUUUUUAGUUGCAGAAAACAUGUGAAGCGUGAUAUACCAUUUGAGCUUGGAUUGUUUUAUUACAUGAUGGUAGGCAGGUUUCAAAUUGGUUUCCAGUUUUCUCACUGUUCUAAUGUUAAUCAAUUUUCCGUGUAACCAUUUUCAGCAUAACAGUAAUUAUUGAACGUUGCAUGCGCAGUAUGACAUAUGCUGUCAUAAGCGUAAGGAGGACAACAUGAAACUACUCAUACACAGUAUCUAAAUCACUAGCAGGAAACAAUUAUUUGUCAAUCUAUAACGUAUUCAGACAAAUGGACAAUGGUUAUAAUGUACAAUAGUAUGACUCGUGUUUACCCUUCCUAAUUUUAAUCAGUCCCACAAGUAAACACCGAACUUCACAAAUCGAUAUUAAUACGUUGGAAAAUUAAUUGCACUUGCUGAAAGUUUACUCAAUAUCUCAUCAAAUAAGAACUGAGCAGACAAUUAUACUGCAUACCUUCAUAAACGCAUUGAAAACAAAUAUGAAGCAACUAGUGUAAAGAAAUGGUUGAUCAGCAAAUCUGCGCAGAAAUAUAAUUGGCAUAUAAUGUAAAAAUUCCAAAUUUUUCACUAAUGUGAAGCAAGCAUAUUUUAUUAGUAAAGAGUAAAUCAAGAACAAAGUUCCAAUGAACUUGUUUAGUAAAAAAUACUACACAAGUAAAGAAAAUAGCGUAAUAAAGGAAGGGUACAGUGUUUGCUUACGCGUUAGUGGUCUAUCAAGAGCAACAAAUGCGUCGAAUUCUACUUUUAGCAGUAAAAACGGAUGUGUGCGCUCAAACAAAUUUCCAGUGCGCUUAAUGACGAUAGUCUACUGAUGGAUAAGAUAUUCACUGUUGUAAGGCGAAUGUAGUAAAAAUAUUGAACAAAUAAAAUUGAUGAGACGUAUUCAAUCUAACAA